Messenger RNA from Nothobranchius furzeri (turquoise killifish), 4818 nucleotides. It is a transcript of the gene satb2, whose product is annotated as SATB homeobox 2. Gene Ontology annotation, molecular function: RNA polymerase II cis-regulatory region sequence-specific DNA binding; DNA-binding transcription factor activity, RNA polymerase II-specific. Gene Ontology annotation, biological process: regulation of transcription by RNA polymerase II; chromatin remodeling. Lineage: Eukaryota; Metazoa; Chordata; Actinopteri; Cyprinodontiformes; Nothobranchiidae. The record is from RefSeq and is a predicted model, not a curated record.
CACAACGCAGCAGCUUGAGCCGCGAGGAGGACCGUGGGAGAGCAGGAAGGUGUCAAGUUCACUGUCCGGAGCGCCGACACCGGUACCGGUGCCACAGCAGCCGCACGCACUCGUCCUCCGCUGCAGCACGCACGCACGCACGCACGCACACACACACACACACACACACACACACACACACACACACACACACACACACUGAAGAGCCAACUUUGUCGCCUACGUGGGUUCCCGGUCCGAUUCCGAGUUCGGUUCGACAGCAGCGGGAUCAGGAUCAACAUCCAACCCUGGAUUCACUACUGCUGAUCAAUGGACAGAGCCUGGUCGGCGGGCAGCAACGCUAUAGACACGCCGUGAACAACUCAUUCUCUCUGGCUGGAGCUCCUGUUGGGGUGUGGAGGAGAAUGGAGCGAGGAGGGGAGAGUCCCGUCACUCAGGGCAGCCCUGAGCAGAGGGGCGGCAGCCCAGACCUCAGCGGCCUCCCACCUCCGGGGAAGAAGGGCCGACUGGAGCUCAAUGGGAGUCCAACGGGGCCUCGCAUGCGCCACAAUGGAGCUCCCCCACAGUCCCUGGGAGGUCUGAUGAUUCCAGUCUUCUGUGUGGUGGAGCAGUCGGAUGGGGGGAUGCAGGCGGAGGUGUGUGAGGCACGAGAAGAGCACGCUGAGUUUGUGUUGGUCAGGAAGGAUAUUCUCUUCUCUCAGCUGGUGGAGACAGCUCUGCUGGCCCUCGGCUACUCCCACAGCUCAGCCGCACAGGCCCACGGCAUCAUCAAGGUGGGGAGGUGGAACCCUCUGCCCGUUCAUUUUCUCACCGACGCACCAGAGGCGACUGUCGCCGACAUGCUGAUGGAGGUCUAUCACAUGGUCACACUACGCAUCCAGCUGCAAAGCUUUGCCAAGCUGGAGGACCUUCCCUGUGAGCAGUGGAACCAUGCCACUGUCAGGAAUGCUCUGAAGGAGCUGCUGAAGGAGAUGAACCAAAGUACUCUGGCCAAAGAGUGCCCCCUGUCUCAGAGCAUGAUUUCUUCCAUAGUGAACAGUUCUUACUACGCUAACGUCUCCAUCGCCAAAUGCCAAGAGUUUGGUCGUUGGUAUAAGAAGUAUAAGAAAAUCAAAGGUGAUUACCUGGAGAAGAUGUGGCCCGGACGAGACCCAGCAGAGAUUAAAAUUGAGAGGGACAGCAUGGCUGACUUCUGUGUGCUGGGGCAGAGACCCCCCCCUCACCUGGCUGGUCUGGCCCAGCUCAGCCACCUGAGUGCCAGCAGCCCCCUCCUCAAAGCCGGAUCUAGUGAUCCUCAGACACCCUCCCAGCCUCUCCAGCAGCCCCCCCCUCCUCCACAGCAACAGUCCUCCCCUCAUGGCCCCCUUCACCACAGCCCUCCUCUCCGGACAGGACAGGUGCCGCCUCCUCCUCCACCACCUCCACCUGGUGCUCUUCAGCCCCUGCUGGGGCCAGGUGGGAUCCUCUCCCCUCAACUUUCCCCCCAGCUGGUUCGCCAACAGCUCGCUAUGGCCCACCUCAUCAACCAGCAGCUCGCAGUGAGCCGCCUGCUGGCGCAUCAGCACCCCCAAACCCUCAACCAGCAGUUCCUCAACCACCCGCCCAUCCCUCGCCCAUCCAAAAGUGGGGGCGACCAUCCUGGAAGCAAUCCUUCAGCAGCUGAGGUCUCCUCGGAAAUCUACCAGCAAGUCAGAGAUGAGCUAAAGCGAGCCAGCGUCUCCCAGGCCGUGUUUGCUCGCGUGGCUUUCAACCGUACUCAGGGGUUGCUCUCAGAGAUCCUGAGGAAGGAGGAAGACCCCCGCACAGCCUCGCAAUCCUUGCUGGUCAAUCUGAAGGCCAUGCAAAACUUCCUCAACCUGCCUGAGAGUGAGAGAGACCGGAUCUACCAGGAGGAGCGGGAGCGCACCAUGAACCCGUCUGUGGGACUUCCUGCCUCCAACUCCUCCAGCCCCGCCGCGCCCCGCCUCUCUCAGGUCAGAAAAGUGUGGGAGAGGAGCCUGGAUGACCAGAUUACCCCGGACACCUGGGCCUCCAUCUGGAAGAACAAGACCAAGAUCUCUAACUCUCCCAAACCCCCCGGCCCCAGUUCUGACAUCCCCCUGAAGCUGGAGUCGCUGGUCCACAUCUCAGCUGGCAUUUAUGACGAGAUCCAGCAGGAGAUGAAGAGAGCCAAGGUGUCGCAGGCUUUGUUUGCAAAGGUGGCUGCCAACAAGAGCCAGGGCUGGCUGUGUGAGCUGCUGCGGUGGAAGGAGAACCCCAGUCCAGAGAAUCGGACCUUGUGGGACAAUUUGUGCACAAUCAGGAGGUUUCUGACACUGCCGCAGACGGACAGGGACCUGGCCUACGAGGAGGAGUCCCGACACCACCACACUGAGAGGCUGCACACCGUCCUUCACCUGCCACAGGAGGCCCAGCUUUUCCUUCUUUUUCAACAGGUUCUCCACAGGCCUCCACCAGUUACAAUCAAGGAGCACCAACUCUCUCCAAUGCACGAGGAGCCGUUACCUGCUCCAGUUAAUGAGGAGAGGUCACAGAGUGCUGGAGCAGGAGCAGGAGCAGCAGGCGGAUGUACCCCCAUCACAGUUGGUAGCACCGGAAGCAACAAGAAGCCACGCUCACGCACUAAGAUUUCUUUGGAGGCUUUGGGUAUCCUGCAGAGCUUCAUCCAAGAUGUAGGCCUGUACCCGGACCAGGAGGCCAUUCAUACCUUGUCUGCACAGCUUGACCUCCCCAAACACACCAUCAUCAAAUUCUUCCAGAACCAGCGCUACCAUGUCAAGCACCACGGACGCCUCAAAGAGCUGGGAGAAGGGGCCAGCGGUGGGGUUGAUGUCAGUGACUACAGAGAGGAGGAGCUGCUCUCAGGUUCUGAGGACCCAGAGUCCAGUGAGGACGGAGCUGAGGACAUCUACCAGACCACAGAAGGGAACAGUGGAAGUACGGGGGCACUAAACCAGCCUCCAGUCUCCUCCAGCUCCGCUUCUGGCCAAUCAUCCCUAGAGACCAAUGUCACACAAGAAGAGGGCAAGGACAAGGGGAACAUCCGGCUUGGGGGUGCUCUGGUCACAGCAAACACCACAUCAGGUCCUCAAGAGCAGACUGACUACCAGAGGUAGACACUGAUAAACAGAAAUAAACAAAACACAAAUAAACAGAACACACACACACGGGAACUCAUGAACUGAGGGAGGAUGGCCACACGGAAACUGCACGAGACAGGAAUGUCUAAGCAGGUAUGAGCAGGAAGCCAGUCAGCUGUACAGGACUGAAGUGGCCCAAUGUCUCGGAUGUGUGGAGAGAACUUACCUUAGUGAAGACAGGAGUCUUAGGGAAGUGGUUGUGUAACUGUGACAAUGUUUCAGUAGAUAUCUGUUAAUAGUUCCUCCAGACACGCAUAAGCAGGGAAGAUUUUUACUACUCAUGCCUUUCAAUUCUUCUGAGAAACAAUCACACAGCUUUCCUCUUGUCAGGCAGAGGAGGCCCUCUGCUCUCUGAAGUCGAAGCACAGCCACUCAGAACAUCCAGUUCUCUACAGUCUAGGAUAUUUACCCCAGGCUGUAAUACACACCUGAGGCCUUCAGAGACUGAUGUCAUCCCACAAAUCCUCAGGCAACACACUGACUUUACAUUAUCCUGCCUGAGAGCAGAGGUAGACGGCACUCUGCUGUUCAUCGGUUAGCUUUAUUUCAUUGAGGGAAAGACGGCAGCCACCCUGAUCACACUCCAGUCUCCGUAGCAGUCCUGUUCACCACCGACUCUCCACAUGCUGGCCUCUAGAGGCGUGUGGAUAUAAUUAACAAGGCUCCAGAGGAAGACUGGAUGCUCUGGCAGAAAGAUGGGAUGGAUGGAUGAUGAGUAACACUUCUCUAGUCAUUUAGACCACUGCUAGUUACAUUCACCCACUCACUCGAGUUCAUGUCCCAGUCCAUCAUACCUGAGAGAUCAUGAGAUGGAGAGCAGGGAUCGACACCAAGCUGACACUCUUCCUCACUUUACCCACAAGAGAACAGAGGAUGAAGGCGGAGAGCUUCAGCAACCAAUCAGUCACUUUAUGUGCCCCCCCCCCCCCCCCCCCCCGUCCUGUGUUUCACCACACCUACCCGCACUUAAACUCCACCAACCCUAUUUAUUACUAUCUUUCCCCAUAAUUAUUAUUUUUGUUGUCAUGGUUAGAGUUGUUGUCAUCGUGUGCUAUUUUAGUUGGUUUGUAAAAUCAAGUUUGAGAAGCGAGUGGAUCAGAAGCAGAGAGAGAGCUCCUCCUGUUCUGGAGGAACAAGGAGAAUAAGAGAGACCAGUUACUGAGCAUUAGUGGAUGUCGGGUUGUGUCGCGGCUUUUAUUCUCUCGGUUUUUCUAAAUUAGAAAACGAGUCUUCUUGAAAAGAGGAGCUGUGCUUUGUUUUGCUGCAGUUGACGACAAUCUAUUUCUUUUUGAGCCAUGAAAGAAAAGCGGCAGGUUCUACACUAAUCUUCACUUUAAUGUGUGUAAAUACCCACACGGGCAUAAAUCGUUAUAGUUGUACUUUUAUUUGAAAUUUGCUGAGUGACUGUAAAUGUUUGAGCCAGUUAGAAGAGACUCGGUGAAAAAUCUGAACACAACAGGAAACUAUUGGUUUUGUUGGGCAUCUUGUGCAGUUGUGUAAGUGUGCUGUGUGUCUGAAUCUGAGCACGGAUCCCGAUCAGCUGCUACACGCAGAGGAACUGCCUUCUCGGUCAUUACUCCAUACUGUGCUUUUCUGUGUGACAGGAAUCAGGGUUAGAGUCAAACAGUGAAUUUUUGUCCAUCAGUGUUGAAAUGAAAUAAAAUUUGUGAAUUAAAAA